Malaclemys terrapin pileata is the source of this 1524-nucleotide messenger RNA. Its product is annotated as serpin B6-like. Gene Ontology annotation, molecular function: serine-type endopeptidase inhibitor activity. The record is from RefSeq and is a predicted model, not a curated record. Gene Ontology annotation, cellular component: cytoplasm. Bases 196 to 1335 code for a protein of 379 amino acids. The transcript is spliced from 8 exons. Gene Ontology annotation, biological process: negative regulation of endopeptidase activity. NCBI's taxonomy places the organism in Eukaryota, Metazoa, Chordata, Testudines, Emydidae.
CACAGCUCUCCCUCUGCCGGGCUCUUCCCUUUCUCUGGAGGUGAUAGGAAUACAAUCCUGUCCUGAUAUGCCUAACAGCCCAAUACACCUUAUUUCAAUGUGACUGGUUUGGAAUGGGAGGAUGUGACCGUUCACUUCCCAGCUUAUGGCUGCCUCUGCUGCUUAGCCAAAGGGUUAGCCCAGAGGUUCUGAACAAUGGAUAAUCUCAAUAAAGCAAACACCACCUUUGCACUCAACCUAUUCAAAAAGCUGAGUGAAAAUGCCAAUACACAGAACUUAUUCUUUUCUCCUUUGAGUAUCUCCUCUGCUUUGUCCAUGGUUUUUUUGGGUGCAAAAGGUAACACUGCAGCCCAGAUGGCAAAGGUGCUUUCUUUGGACAAAGCUGAGGCGAUUCAUGAUGGUUACCAGUCACUUAUUUCUGAGAUUAACAAACCAGGCACUAAUUAUGCACUUAGGAUUGCCAACCGGCUCUAUGGGGAAAAGACGUUUAAAUUUCUUGCAACAUUUAUAGACUCCUGCCAGAAAUUCUAUCAUGCAGAGCUGGAACAACUUGGCUUCUCUAAAGCUUCAGAAGAUUCCAGAAAACAUAUAAAUGCCUGGGUAGAAGAAAAAACUGAAGGUAAAAUCCAGAAUCUGUUGGCUCAGGGUGUUGUUGAUUCAAUGACCAGACUAGUCUUGGUGAACGCCAUCUACUUCAAAGGCAACUGGGCAACCCAAUUCAACAAGAAUUGCACAGUGGAAAAGCAAUUUAAAAUUAACAAGAAUGAGAGCAAACCAGUGCAGAUGAUGUUCAAGAAAGCUAAAUUUAACAUGAGAUACGUAGGAGAGUUUCACACCAAAAUCCUUGACCUCUCUUAUGUUGAUAAGGAGACUAGUAUGAUUAUCCUGCUUCCUGAUGAAAUCCAAGAUAAUUCCACUGGCCUGGAACAGCUGGAAAGAGAACUUACCUAUGAGAAACUUACAGAGUGGAUAAAUCCAGAAAUGAUGAACUAUACUGAAGUGGAGGUGUUUUUACCCAGAUUUAAGUUGGAGCAAGCUUAUGAUCUGAAGCCUGUUUUGAAGAGCAUGGGAAUGGCUGAUGCAUUUGCCAGCGACAAGGUGGAUUUAUCUGGAAUGUCAGCCGGCAAUGAUCUAGUUCUGUCUGAGGUUGUUCACAAGUCCUUUGCGGAGGUAAACGAAGAAGGCACAGAGGCAGCAGCUGCUACUAGAGUAAUGGGCUGUGGGUGUUGUUUACAGAUUGUACCACGGUUCACUGCUGACCAUCCUUUCCUCCUCUUUAUCCGGCACAACAAAACCGGCAACAUUCUGUUCUAUGGCAGAUUUUGUUCCCCCUAAAAAGAAAAAUUGCAGCCAUUAACACAGUAAAGUUAUUUCCAUUUUACUAUCUUGGGAUUUUUUUUUUGCACUCUAAGCAACAACCUUGUACAGAUGCUGUUCGUUACAUGGUGCAACCCUAAACACCGUUCUCUCUUGUGCCUGAAACAGCUUUUUGUAGUCCUCUAUUCAAAUUAAAAAACUCUUGCU